CGGUUUUAGGAAAAACGAAAAGUAGUAAAAAGUAGUAAAAUGUAUUUAAAAGUAGUUGAUUUAACACCUUAAUGCUGUUUGAAUGUUUAUACAGAUAUGUUAUUUCAGGACAGAGUUCAAAUGAGUAUGUCAGUUAACCUAGCUAACAUUAGCCUACAGGAUUAUGAUAAACUAAACCUAAUAUUUAAUAACUUUGUUCUGCUUGUUUUUAGCUGCAUCUCUAUUUCUAUCUUACUGAAAACAAUCCCAGUAAGUGUUCCUGCUGGUAAAGCUGGUUAGUAAACACAGGAUGGAGCUGCAGACUGGUGAGGAUGUGAAAGUGAAAGUAUGCAGACAGACAGACAGACUCCAUUUUCUUCCAUUUUUACUCCACACUUGGACAGAGCAGGAGGAAGAAAACAGGUGUUACUGGUUUAUCUCUCAGACUGGAGAAGAUGAGUGAGGAAGAGGACAAGUCUCCAGUCUCCAGCUGUCUGUCUCUGAAGAGUGACCGCUCUAAAGAUAUUAAUCCAUUCUUCAGUGAUGAACCUGGACCCUCAGACACAGAACGGAGAGCAGAGCCUCCAGUCCCCAGCUGUCUGUCUCUGAAGAGUGACCGCUCUAAAGAUAUUAAUCCACUCUUCAGUGAUGAACCUGGACCCUCAGACACAGAAGGGAAGAGGAAGAGUCCUGUUCCUGUGGAGGAGCAGCUGUCCCGCUGUGCUCUGUGUCAGGAUGUCCUGAAGGAUCCAGUCUCUACCAGCUGUGGACACUGGUUCUGCAGACAGUGCAUCACCUCAUACUGGGAGCAGCGACCUCCACCAGGAGACUCCUGCUGUCCCCUGUGUGGAGAGAGAUCCAGCUCUGUACAAACAGAUAGUCUGCAGGAGGCUUCAGAGGAACAUAGGACCAGUCUGAGGAGGAGAUGUGAACGUGUGACUGAAGGAACUGAUGGAAGUGAAACCCUCCUCAACAGGAUCUUCACUGAGCUGUACAUCACACAAGGACCGAGUGAAGAGGUUAAUACUCAACAUGAAGUGAGGCAGCUGGAGACGGCUUCCAAGAAGAAGCCCCUCCAUGACACUCCAAUCAAGUGCCAGGACAUCUUUAAAGCCUUACCUGACCAGCAGACACGCAUCAGAGCGGUCCUGACCAACGGCGUCGCUGGAGUUGGAAAAACCUUCUCAGUGCAGAAGUUCACUCUGGACUGGGCCGAGGGUUUGGAGAACCAAGAUGUCAGUCUGGUGAUCCCGCUCUCCUUCAGGGAGCUGAACCUGAUCAAAGAUGAGCAGUACAGUCUUCUCAGGCUGAUCCAUGUUUUCCAUCCAGCCUUACAGAAGGUCACAGCAGAGCAGCUGGUUGUCUGUAAAGUGCUGUUCAUCUUUGACGGCCUGGAUGAAAGCAGACUCUCUCUGGAGUUCAGAAACAGUGAGGUUGUGUCUGAUGUCUCACAGCAGUCCUCAGUCAACGUGCUGCUGACAAACCUCAUCAGGGGGAAGCUGCUUCCCUCGGCUCUCGUCUGGAUCACUUCCAGACCUGCAGCGGCCAAUCAGAUCCCUCCUGAGUGUGUGGACAGGGUGACAGAAGUACGAGGCUUCACUGACUCCCAGAAGGAGGAGUACUUCAGGAGGAGAUCCAGAGAUGAAGAACUGUCCAGCAGAAUCAUCUCUCACAUCAAGAGCUCCAGGAGCCUCCACAUCAUGUGUCUGAUCCCAGUCUUCUGCUGGAUCACUGCUGCAGUUCUGGACCACAUGUUGACUACAGACCAGAGAGGAGAGCUGCCCAACACCCUCACUGACAUGUACUCACACUUCCUGCUGGUCCAGACAAAGAGGAAGAAGCAGAAGUACCAUGAGGGACAUGAGACGAGCCCACAGCAGCAGACGGAGGCUGACAGGGAGGUUCUUCUGAAGCUGGGGAGGCUGGCGUUUGAACAUCUGGAGACAGGAGACAUCAUGUUCUACCAAGAAGACCUGCAGCGCUGUGGUCUUGAUGUCACAGAGGCCUUGGUGCACUCAGGAGUCUGUACAGAGAUCUUCAAAAGAGAGAGUGUGAUCUUCCAGAAAACAGUCUACUGCUUUGUUCAUCUGAGCGUCCAGGAGUUUCUGGCUGCAGUCUACAUGCUGCACUGCUACACCAACAGAGACACAGCGGUACUGAAGGACUUCCUGCAGGGAGACUAUAACAGCAGGUAUAGCAGGGAUCAGGAUUACCCAUUCCUGGAUGUCUUCCUAAAGAGCGCCAUGGAGAAAUCCCUCAGAAGUAAAAAUGGCCACCUGGACCUGUUUGUCCGCUUUCUCCACGGCCUCUCUCUGGAAUCCAACCAGAGACUCUUAGGAAGCCUGCUGGGUCUCACAGACAACCGUCCAGAAGUCCUCCAGAGAGCCAUCAGCAAGCUGAAGGAGUUGAGAAGUUCUAGAAUCUCUCCUGACAGGAGCAUCAACAUCUUCCACUGUCUGACAGAGAUGAAGGACCACUCAGUACAUCAAGAGAUCACAGAGUUCCUGAAGUCAGGGAACAGAUCAGAGAGACUCUCUGAGAUCCACUGCUCAGCUCUGGCCAACAUGCUGCAGAUGUCAGAGGAGGUUCUGGAUGAGUUGGACCUGAAAAAGUACAACACAUCAGUGGAGGGACAGCGGAGACUGAUUCCAGCUGUGAGGAACUGCAGGAAGGCAGAGCUUUUUAACUGUGGACUCUCAAAGACUCACUGUGAGGUUGUGGUCUCAGCUCUGAAGUCUGACCCCUCCCACCUGAGACAUCUGGACCUGAGUCUCAACAAUCUGAUGGAUUCAGGAGUGGAGCUGCUGAGUUCUGGACUAAAGAGUCCACACUGCAGACUGGAGACUCUCAAACUGAGGUUCUGCGGGUUGUCCGAUAUCAGCUGUGCUGCUCUGGCCUCAGCUCUGAAGUCCAACCCCUCCCAUCUGAGAGAGCUGGACCUGAGUCUCAACAUUCUGCAGGAUUCAGGAGUGGAGCAGCUGAGAGAUCUUCUGGAGAGUCCUCUCUGCAGACUGGAGACUCUCAGACUGGAGGACUGCAGUCUGACAGAGGUCAGCUGUGAUGCUCUGGUCUCAGCUCUGAAGUCCAACCGCUCCCAUCUGAGAGAUCUGGACCUGCGUUACAACGAUCUGAAGGAUUCAGGAGUGAAGCUGCUGAGAGAUCUUCUGGAGAGUCCACUCUGCAGACUGCAGACUCUCAGGUCAGUAAGGGGUCGAGUCUCUGCUGGUUCAGCAGUAUUGUAUUAAACACAGGAUCAGUGAUGUUACCACUGACUGCAGGUUCUGUCUUUCUUUAUUAUUCCAAAAACGAUAUACUGUAAUCAAAGCCACCUUUAGUGAGUAACUCUCUAACAGACGAGAGGAAAGGUACUCUGUUGUUUUUCUGUCAUGUUUUUGUUUCUAGAUUACUGAGCAGUUAUUUCCUCUGAUGCAGCUGAGAGCUGUCAGUCGUAGUGUUAGCAGAGAAGAGAUGAAGGGAUGUAAAGCCUUAGAUCAGUCAGGACUCUGAAGCUGACUCAAAGAACACUUACUUU
Molecule: messenger RNA, 3511 nt
Organism: Eleginops maclovinus (Patagonian blennie)
Lineage: Eukaryota; Metazoa; Chordata; Actinopteri; Perciformes; Eleginopidae
Product: protein NLRC3-like
Exons: 8
Coding region: 435-3224 (929 amino acids)
Biological process (GO): intracellular signal transduction
Molecular function (GO): protein binding; metal ion binding
Source: RefSeq, a predicted model, not a curated record